Podarcis raffonei (Aeolian wall lizard) is the source of this 1379-nucleotide messenger RNA. RefSeq names its product SEC14 like lipid binding 2 (gene SEC14L2). Gene Ontology annotation, cellular component: cytoplasm. The coding region runs from base 113 to 1342 and encodes 409 amino acids. Lineage: Eukaryota; Metazoa; Chordata; Lepidosauria; Squamata; Lacertidae. The transcript is spliced from 12 exons. The record is from RefSeq and is a predicted model, not a curated record.
GCCGGGGCGGGGCUUGGGAGCCUGGCAGAGCCCGGCUGGCCAUGAAAGCCUUCGGACCGGAGCACCGGCUCGGCAUUCGCCGGUUGGAUCAGCUGCAAGAGCGCGGGCCACCAUGAGCGGGUACGUUGGCGACCUCAGCGCCAAGCAGGAGGAGGCGCUGGCCAAGUUCCGUGAGAACAUCCAGGAUAUCCUUCCUCUGCUGCCUAUCACAGAGGACUACUAUCUCUUGAAAUGGCUCCGAGCUCGGUGUUUUGACUUGCAGAAGUCUGAAGCUAUGCUCCGGAAGCAUAUUGAAACCCGGAAGCACAUGGAUGCAGAUCAUAUCACGGAGUGGAAGGCCCCAGAGGUCAUUACAAAGUACAUGGCUGGGGGAAGAUGCGGUUUCGACCGGGAAGGCUGCCCCAUCUGGUACGAGAUCAUUGGACCUCUCGACGCCAAAGGGAUCCUCUUCUCAGCUUCGAAACAAGAUUUGCUUAAAAAAAAGUUCCAGGACUGUGAGAUUUUACGGCAGCUGUGUGUGGAGCAGAGUGAGAAGCUGGGGAGGAGAGUUGAAACAGUCAUGAUGAUUUACGAUUUUGAAGGGCUGGGCCUGAAGCAUCUCUGGAAGCCAGCUGUGGAUGCUUAUUCUGAGCUUCUUGCCAUGUUUGAAGAGAACUAUCCUGAGUCCCUUAAACAAGUCUACGUUAUAAAAGCUCCCAGGCUCUUCCCUGUGGCUUACAACCUGGUGAAGCACUUUCUGAGUGAAGAUACUCGCAAGAAGAUUGUGGUCCUAGGAGCUAACUGGAAGGAGGUUUUGCAAAAGCACAUCGACCCCUCACAGAUCCCCAAGGAAUAUGGGGGAACCCUCACAGACCCAGAUGGAGACCCCAAAUGCAAGACUAUGCUUAACCAUGGUGGAGAAGUACCCAAGAAAUACUACGUACGGGACCAGCUGAAGCAGCAGUAUGAGCAUUCGGUGAUGGUGAAUCGGGGCUCCUCGCAGCAGCUGGAAUACGAGAUCCUCUUCCCAGGCUGUGUGCUGAGGUGGCAGUUCAUGUCCGACGGGGCCGAUAUAGGCUUUGGCGUCUACCUGAAGACCAAAGUUGGGGCGCGCCAGCACGCCAGCGAAAUGGAGGAAGUGCAUCCCAACCAGCGCUACAACGCCCACAUGGUGCCUGAAGACGGCUCGAUCACCUGUGCGGAUCCAGGGAUCUACGUCCUGCGGUUUGACAACACAUACAGCUACAUCCAUGCCAAGAAAAUCAGUUACUCGGUCGAAGUGCUACUUCCGGACAAGAAAGUGGAAGAAGACUUCCAGAAGGUGGAGGAGCAGACAAAAGAGCUGAAGAUUAACCACGCCUGAUGGAGCUUUCUCCCCCCUCCACCCUGCAACCCCCCCC